Bipolaris maydis ATCC 48331 is the source of this 815-nucleotide messenger RNA. RefSeq lists its product as uncharacterized. Lineage: Eukaryota; Fungi; Ascomycota; Dothideomycetes; Pleosporales; Pleosporaceae. The record is from RefSeq and is a predicted model, not a curated record.
AUGGUCCUCCUGGCGCGAACCGGACCAGCGCCCUCGAAAAGUCUUGAGUCGACGCCCAGAUUACUGCUGGCAAACAAAGCCAAGCGAGGGUGUAAUAUAAGACGUGCUAGGUGGCUUCCAUCGCCUCAUACCUUGGGUCUUUGUUGAUUUCCUUUUCUUUGCGCCAGUCGCUACCUCACCAUCUUGCGACCUCCAGUUCUGCAUACGGGCUCUCUCUCUCUCUGACCCAAUCGUCCCUGAACAUGGCAACUCGACCGACGGAUAACCAGCGCGUGGCCUCACACGGACGCGGAGGUGCUGGCAACAUUGCAAAAGACGACCCAACAAACUAUCCCAAGCCAGAAGACCUCGUCACACCGACACUCAAGUCUGACACCUACACCACCGGUCGAGGUGGAACUGGAAACAUGGCCCGCAACGACCCCGAGCACCCCGAGAUUGCGCGCGCUGCUCAAGAUGUCGAGGGCUCGCCACAGCCAGAGACUACAGGCCCCAAACACUACGGCCGAGGAGGUGCAGCCAACGUCAUCAGCAAUGACGCAUCUGCACCAGAGAAGAGCGACGAAGCCAAACACGACGACAACGGUGCUGCAAAGGGUCUGUUAGGCAAGGGCAAGGAUCUCUUGCAUAAGCUAGGAAAGAAAUAGACUUUGCCAAAUGCCGCAGUCAGCGUCAAUUGCGUGUCCCUCGAAGCUUCAACUGCGGCUUUUGUUUGUUGGUUCUUUUUUUGCAUUUCACAAUAUACCCAGGGGGGUUUUGGCUAUUCUCAAUAAAGUAAUAGAUGGGUAAAAAAAAAAGGAGUUUUACUUUAGUUA